Messenger RNA from Mycosarcoma maydis (corn smut), 2361 nucleotides. RefSeq lists its product as uncharacterized. The transcript has a single exon. Gene Ontology annotation, molecular function: cis-regulatory region sequence-specific DNA binding. Bases 1 to 2361 code for a protein of 786 amino acids. NCBI's taxonomy places the organism in Eukaryota, Fungi, Basidiomycota, Ustilaginomycetes, Ustilaginales. The record is from RefSeq and is a predicted model, not a curated record. Gene Ontology annotation, cellular component: nucleus.
AUGACUAUCGAUGUCGAAGAGACCAACCGCAAGUUUUCUUCCAUCUCUCCCGACUCUGUUGUGCUAAAGCGUUUUGCGGCUGAUUCUGAAGACUCGGGCUCCAAUACGGAUGGCACUACGUCGCUACCGUCUACUGAGCCGUCUACCACGCCAGACGAAGCGGGCAGCAGCAGCGAUGGUUCGGGUUCUGUGCGCUCCGCCCGCAAGGGAAACAAGCGCGUCCGGAUCGGAUCAGCCGAGCCUUGUUCUCACGCUCGUAGACAGUCGCACUCUGGUCGCCCUCAGGUAGCUCACCCACUAGGCAUUAAGCCACUCGGCAACGCAUUUCUCUCGAACCGCAAUGAUCGCUCUGCUUCGUUGGGCUUGUUCGCGCGCUUUGAGGACGACUUUUUUCUGAACUUUCUCUCCGGCUUUGCCGAGGAUCCGGCGACACUAGUCAAGCUCGAGGCUGUCAGCCAUGGCUUUUACACGUUUAUCAACGCCACCAACUCUAUCUGGCGUGAGGCUUUCCUGUUGGGAUUCCAUGGCAAGAUGAAACGAUGGUGUGGUAGCUGGAAGCGUACCUUCAUCUGGCACUACAAGAUGGACCGUGCCGUUUUUGAUGAAACCUUCAAGAAUUCCACUGAUGGCGCCCUGUUUGCACUGCUUGACCCUCCCGCACCUCGCAUACAGUCGCCUUACAUCUUUUCCGACACGCUCUACCACCCAUUUCGUCUUGCUAUGGCGCCUCUCGAACAUCUCGUCGCUCCAGCCUGUCGCGUCUACACCGCCAUCGCAAAGAUUGAUUUGAACGAGCCAGGCGCAAUUGCUACUUUUAAGGACAAAUUUGCAUACACCAACACACCUGCCAUUGUGCAGAACGCUAUGCCUCCGAAAGACUGGCCCUGUCGCGAUUGGUCACUCGACAAGCUCGCACAACGUUGGCCGAAUCGAUUCUUCCAAUGCGAGGCUGUGCGAGCGCGGCUGCCUGCCUACUUUAGCUAUUCGCGAGGCAUGCAACACCUCCAGGAGCAGACUUGGCAGCGUUUGGCCGACCAAGACGAUAUCUCAAUCCAACGCACGGCUCCGCGGCUAUCCCCCUCCAUCACUGUACCCGGCUCUGGUACUCCAUCGGACGAGCUCGGGCCUCGCGACUUGUCCGCCCCGCCACUCAAAGACACCCCUAACACAGUCUCACGUGUCGGGUCCUUGUUCUUUUCGGCCAGCAUCGACGAAGGAGACUCGACUUUUGACCCGUAUGCAGUCCCAGACGAGUCGCCCUUCUAUCUUUUUGAUGCUUGCUUCGCUGAUGACCCACACGCGUCGCUCGAAUGGAGGGUGCCCAAGUUCUUUCAACGAAUCUCGUCGACGCAUGCAGACGCCGCAUCGCAGUACGACAUGUCGGCCGUUCGAUCGGAUCUGUUCUCGCUGCUCGGACUCUUGAGACCCGAUCAUCGCUGGAUCAUCGCCGGUCCCCCACGCAGCGGCAGUGGCUGGCACAAGGACCCGAACGGCACUUCGGCCUGGAACGCCGUUUUGAACGGUCGAAAGGCGUGGAUGAUGCUGCCGCCUCAUGUGACUCCACCAGGCGUCUACGUGAGCGAAGACGAGGCCGAAGUCACUGCUCCUCUCAGCAUCGCCGAAUGGCUUCUCGAGUUCGCUCAGGAAACACGUCGCUUGUACGGACCCGAAGCAUCACGACAGGAAGACCGGCUGCUGUUGGAGGGUGUCUGCGAAGAAGGCGAGGUUCUGUACGUCCCCAGCGGAUGGUGGCAUCUCGUCAUCAACCUCGAAGAGUCAGUGGCCUUGACGCAGAACUUUGUCUCUCCUGCCGAACUCGGCAUCGUGUUGGACUUUAUGAAGAACAAAUCGGAUCAAUUGUCCGGUUUCAAACGAGGCCAGCAGGUGCAACGUGGCGGAAGCACGCCCGACGCCACAGUUGCCGAUGCUGGAUCCGUUGCCCCCGCCCCAGCAAGUCAAGUCGCCUCGUUGAUCUCCAUGCCAGCUAAGCCAGCUGUCAACGACGACGAAGAAGAUUGCGACGGAGCAGGAUUCAACGUAUUUGAACUGUUUUGCGACCGUCUGGGUCGAUUCGAUCGGGAUCUGCUUGAUAGUAGUCUGAAGCAAGUAGAGCAACUCGAGGAGUCACGGCGUGCCACGUGUGCGCUUCUGCGGCGCACCAAUCCGCUGGCAGCGGCAUCCAAGGCCAGAAAAGCCCAUGUCGGCCCGAGCUGGUGGGAGAAGCUCAAGCAGGCCGAGCCCUGCGCCAACGCCUCAGCUGAUGCAGCCGACCAGCCAUCGGUCCCACAACCAUCCGACACAUUUUCCUUUUCGAACCAUCUCGCAUCUUCCGAUCUCGAACUGGAAGACGUGCCGUGGUAA